AUGCAAAUCGCUAAUUAUUAAAUUGAACUACCCAUUUCUUUAGACUUCUCUUACUAAUUGUUAUAUCGAGGAUUCGAUGAAACCAAGUAAUCCUACUACAUCACUAUCUUCCCUAAAUCUGAAUUAGACUCUAAUAUGUAUGAAAACUUAAUCAAAAAAAUUCAAUUGUACCCUUACAUCAAAGAUGCUAUCGAAGAUGAAAACAAUCUACUCAUCUCUUAUUCGAACAGCAACACCUGGAUUAAAAUGCCCCCCAAAAUUACAAACGAUCAAUUCAAUGCGUAUCUGAAACAAUUAUAUACUCUCUAUUCGUUGGAUACAUUAGGAAUCUAUGACUUCAAUCCCGACUUUCUUUACAUAGAUCAAAAGACUGUCUACGCUAUUGAUUUUGGCCUACGCUAUUCUCUCUGCUAAAUUAAAUACCAACAACGAUACAAAAAUAAUUAUAAACAAGACCAAUUGAUGAAAACCUGGAUGUUCGGCUCUUUGCUUUAUUGUCUUGCAACUGGAACCUAGGAUCCAAGUUAUCUCAUUAAACUAAAUCAAUAACAAAUCAACUAUCACAUUGAAUACAAUUGUAGACAGAAUAACCUUAGUGAAGAGAAUAUUCGUUUUCUUGAAAUCUUACUUCAAGUAGAUUACGAUAUGCGUCCUGCAUUUGAUCAACUUGCACACCUAUUCUAAUUACAACAGACUCAAGUGAACAAAAUGCAAUCCCAAACAUCUUUCCAUAGUAAUCAAUAAAGAUCAAUUAAAAAAGUAGAUAAUCUCAAUGAGAAUGUCUAUCGCUCAAUUUCCAAAUCCACAUUUACCUAAUCAUAUUCCAAAUUUGUACCUACUUUGCAUCAUAGCAAAAUUAAAAUGGCAUUAAAGUAAAAUAUCUACUCUUCUUCUUAAAAAGAUUUGAAGUAAUCUAAAAUUAAUUAAUAUCAAUAUGCCUCUUAAGUGAUUAAAUCCAAUCUGUCACUUAAACAUGGACAAAUUAUCAAGAACCUUUCAACCACUAAAUCUUUCUAUAAUUAAAAUUAAACCUCAAAUAAGACUACCCUAAAUGAAUAAUAUUACAAUAAUACCAGAAACAAUUAAUAGAAUCUAUCACUUAAUAUUGAUGCUAUUAAUCAAAGCAGAAGUACGUCAUUCAACAUCAAAUAAAUAGAAUAACAAUCCAUUGCAUAAACUAAUCAAAUGGUUAUCAAACAAAAGGAAAUAAAUAAUUUGGAAACCAAAAAGAAACCAAAAAUGAAUUAAAUUAACUCAUUUGAAAACGAUCUCUUCUAUUAAGAGGAGGUUAAUGAGGAUGAUUUUAUUUUUUGA
Molecule: messenger RNA, 1314 nt
Organism: Paramecium octaurelia
Lineage: Eukaryota; Ciliophora; Oligohymenophorea; Peniculida; Parameciidae
Source: the annotation of a GenBank genome assembly